UUAUUUCAAAGUGCGCGCUCUAACCUGGGCGCAAAAUCGAUUUCCUCAAAAACGUACUCGAUUCGAUGACACGUCAUUCAAAAAACUGCACAGCCCAUACAGUUUAUACUUAUUAUGAGCGGAAAAAUGAUGCACACAGGUCAGGUUUUGGCACGCAGGAAAUCCGUUUAGGAAAAGAUUCAGUGAAAGCCCUUGAUUGUUGCUCUCUUUGUCUACAACCAGCAAAGGAUCCUGUCGUUACAAAUGAUGGAUUCCUCUAUGAUCGAGCAGUAGUUCUGGAGUACAUUGUUUCUCAAAAAGCUGAAAUCCAACGAAAACUUAAGUUGUAUGAAAAACAGAAAGCUCGUCUAGAUGCUGAGACAAAAAUGAUUCUCAAGGCUGAAAAAGAGGAAGAAGCCCGACGAUUUCUAUCAAUGAAUACUUUAGAUACCCACUCGAAAGCCUCUGCACAAGCUGCUGAAGCAGAAGCUUUGGCCUCAUUGUCCAAUAAACGCAAUGGUUUGAAUGAAACAACUUCAUGUUUUUGGGCUUCUGGUAGCAAAUCAAAUGAGAAACUGAACAAAGAACUCUUAGAUAAACCUGAUACAGUUGUUCGCUGUCCAAUGAGUGGCAAACCAUUAAGGUAUAAAGAUUUAGUAGGUGUUAAAUUCACUACGUUUGAAGAUGACUCUAAGGUGAUGGGUUUUGGUCAAGAUAAACCAGUCGAUCGUGAAGUCAAGUAUUGUUGUGCCGUUUCCAAGGAUCCACUUACCAAUGCUACAGUUUGUGUUGUUCUUAAAACUUCUGGAGCAGUAGUUACUAAAGAAGUUGUAGAUACUGUAAUAAAAAAAGAAAUGAUUGAUCCUAUUAAUGGUAAAAAAAUGAAAUCAUCUGAUUUUAUUGAACUUCAAAGAGGAUCUCUUGGAUUUGCUGAUGAACGAACAUUAUUGACUGCUAAACGUGUUAGACCAUCAAUGCAAACUUGAAAAAUAUUUUUUUUUUUUUAUUUUAAACUGUACAUAGUUACAAGAAUUUUUUUGUACAAAAUCAAAUAAAGUAAAUUAUUCAUUUAUACUUUUUCUUUUUAAUUUCAGUUAGGGAUUAUUUUUAUUUUUUGAUUGAGAUCAUGAACCGAUUGGAUGCUGGUUCAGUGUGCUAAGCGUUCGCGCACGAGACUGAAGGCCCUGGGUUCGAACCCCGCGAGCGGGAUCGUGGAUGCGCACUUCUGAGGAGUUCCACAAUAGGGCGAAACGGCCGUCCAGUGCUUCCAGAGUUUCACUGGUGGUCUAACAUCAAUCGGUUCAUGAUCUCAAUCAAAAACUUAACAAUCUCCACAACAACUAUACUGAUAAAUAUUUUUAUUAUUAUUAUCCUAGUUACGUUUUCAAUUCAUUUCUAUUCAUAACAUAGUGGUCUACAGUAUUACAAUUUAUUGGAUGUUUGAAAUUACCAAUAUAUCAUAUUAAUUCGGAACAAAUCAGAAUUUUAAAGACUCCACAUGAUUUCUUUCAUGGUUUAUUGGAUCAUAUAGAGAAUGCAAAUAAACGAAUUAUUUUAUCAACAUUGUAUAUUGGAACAGGUGCAUUAGAAAAUGAAUUAGUUAGUGCACUGACAAAAGCUGUUUGUGAAAGAAAUGUAAAACUUACUAUUCUAAUGGAUGCAACACGUGGUCAACGUCCUUGUCUGACAACUAAUUAUUAUAGUACAAAUGCAAAUAAAUUAUCAUCUACUACAAAUCUAUUGGAACAUCCAAUUCCAUAUUCUUCAUGUCAUUUUUUAGCUCCACUAACUGCUUUACCUAAUGUAUCAAUCCUAUUGUAUAGGCAUCCAUCUCCAAACAGAUGGAUUCGUUACAUAUUACCGAAUCGUUGGAAUGAAAUAUUCGGUGUACAACAUAUUAAAGCGUAUAUAUUUGAUGAUUCAGUUAUUAUGAGUGGGGCAAAUUUAAGUCAUGAAUAUUUUACCAAUCGACAAGAUCGUAUGUGGAUAUUUAAAAAUUUUCCAAAUUUAGCCAAUUUUUAUUCUGAUUUAAUUCAUAAUGUUAUUAGUAAAUUUUGUUAUACACUAUGCUCAAAUGGUAGUUUAAUAGCUAAUCAUUAUGAUAUUGUUUCAGCUAGUUCAUCUUCAUUUCGACAACAAUUUCAUAAUGCAUUAUCUACAUUUCUAAUCAAUAAAUAUCAAGAUAGUAUCAAUCAUUAUAAAUUGAAUCCAAUAAAUAAAUCAAUAAAUGAUACUUAUAUCAUUCCAUUAUUACAAUAUGGUUAUUGUAAUAUUCAAUAUGAGAAAAAGUUUAUGCAAUCAUUAUUUCAAUAUGUUACGUCAUCAUCAUCUUCUUCUCCGUCGUCAUCGUCGUCGUUAUCUGAUUUAAUUCAUCAUGAAUCUUUCAAAUUAUUCUUAGCAUCAGGUUAUUUUAAUUUAACAAAAUUAUAUGAGAAAUUAAUUUUUAACAUGUUAAAUUCAACAAUAAAUACACCUAUUCAUUUAUUAUGUGCUUCACCAAUGGCUAAUGGAUUUCUCAAGUCGAAAGGUGCUUCCGGUUAUAUACCAUUAGCUUAUAGAGAAGCACUUAUACAAUUACUUCAAUUAUUUCAUACUACUAAAUUCAAUCAUAGUAAUAUCAAUGUUUAUGAAUAUACUAGACCAGAAUGGACAUUUCAUGCUAAAGGUUUAUGGAUUGAAAGUGUCGAUGAUGAUGAUGAUGAUGAUAAGAAGAAGAAGAAGAAGAAUGAGAAGAAUACUGAUGAUGAUGAUCAUCUUCCAUACAGUUUAUCUCUAGUUGGUUCAUCUAAUUUCAGUUAUCGUUCUUUAAAUCGUGAUUUAGAAAGUCAAUUAUGUAUUAUUACAACGAAUAGUAAUUUAUGUCAAUCUAUUUAUCAUGAAAGAUGUCAUAUUUUCUCAUCGAUUUAUUGUUCUCCUGUUACUUUAAAUCAAUUAAUUUAUCAAACUGAAUAUCGUUUACCUGUAUAUAUGAGAUUUAUACUACCAAUAUUUCGUUGGUAUAUGUAAAUUGUUAUCUAUUCUCGAUUUUCAUAUACUAGUUUCAUUGUUGUUUUUCUUUUCUUUAAAAGUUUAAUGAUUAACGGAUCAAAUAACAGUUAAGGUUAAGUGAAAUUACCAUCAUUGUAGAUCAAUUAUCAUAUUUGUGUACCAUGAACGACAGCGGUCCUCCCACGCAUUAACCAUUUACUUAUUUGAACACAUAAAUACUGGUACAAAGA
Molecule: messenger RNA, 3197 nt
Organism: Schistosoma haematobium
Lineage: Eukaryota; Metazoa; Platyhelminthes; Trematoda; Strigeidida; Schistosomatidae
Gene: PGS1
Product: CDP-diacylglycerol--glycerol-3-phosphate 3-phosphatidyltransferase
Exons: 7
Coding region: 1633-2985 (450 amino acids)
Biological process (GO): cardiolipin biosynthetic process
Cellular component (GO): nucleus; mitochondrion
Molecular function (GO): ubiquitin protein ligase activity; CDP-diacylglycerol-glycerol-3-phosphate 3-phosphatidyltransferase activity
Source: RefSeq, a predicted model, not a curated record